Messenger RNA from Symbiodinium pilosum, 588 nucleotides. The record is from the annotation of a GenBank genome assembly. Lineage: Eukaryota; Dinophyceae; Suessiales; Symbiodiniaceae.
GUGGAGGUGCCAGUGCCCAUGAGCCAGGAGACCGUGGUGCAUGUGCCAAAGGUGAUGACGCAGACGCGCGUGAUGCACCAGCAUGUGGAGCAGGUUGUGGAGGUCCCCAUCCCGCAGACUCAGGAGCAGGUGGUGCACGUGCCCAAGAUCGUUGAGCACGAGCGCAUCGUCCACCAGCACGUUGAGCAGGUUGUGGAAGUCCACGUUCCAAUGAGCCAGGAGCAAGUGGUGCACGUUCCCAAGGUGAUGCAGCAGGAGCGAAACCACCACUUCCAUGUGGAGGAGAUUGUCGAUGUCCCAGUUGAGCAGAGGGUGGAGCAAAUUGUGCACGUGCCCAAGGUGCAGAAGGUCGAGAAGAUCGUCCACAAUCCUGUUGACCUGGAGGUCGAAGUUCCUCGCCCCGUCGUUGUUGAGAAGAUUGUGCAGGUGCCCACCGUUCACGUGGAGGAGAAGAUCGUCCGCGUUCCGAAGGUGCUCAACACCGUGGUGGAUACCGUGGUCCAGAACACCGUUGAGACUGUUGAGGUUGUGAAGCCGGUGGUGGUGCACAAGGUGGUGCAGCGAAAGAGGCCAGUCGUGCAAGAGGAC